GCGAUCGACGAGAGGAGAAAUUAAAAAAGAAGGAAGAGGAAGAAGUGAAAAAUGGCAUGGCAUAAGAAGAAGAUGCGGUCCCAGGCUUUUGGGGGUGGUCCUCUGCUGUUUUUCCCAUUGGCGUUUUAAUGGGAAUUAGUUUGAAGGCGAGGACCACACCCCCUGCUUUCCUGCUUUUCCUGCUCCUCUUCUUCUUCCUCUCCUCAGUUCAUUCGUUAGUCGGUUCUCUCUGUCUCUCUCCCGCGCACAGACAGACUGACUCGCUGUCUCUGCGCGUCUGCGGUGGAGAAGUAGAGCACAUCUGAAAAGUUGUGAGAAAGAGAGAAAGGAGGAGUUAGGAUUCGUGCCGAUCCCUGAUCUGCCACUCGACAAAAGAUGCAAUAAGAAAAAGGGUGGAGGAUGCAUGGCCAUGCGGCGGCUGUUGAGCAAGUCGUUUUACUGAAUGCCAAGAGAGAAAGAAAGAAAGAAUAAAGGAGAGGCUUUUGCUAAGGAUCUAUGUUAAUGCUUCCUAUAACCUCCUUUCUUAUACGAUCGAUCUUUGUGCCCUUUCUUUAUUUCUUCCUCUGUAUUUCAUAGAUUAGAUUUGAUGUAGAGGAAAAGCGCUACUGCUUGAUUCUCGUAUUUAAAUUCACUGGAAAGGUUAAUCUUCAGCGAGAUCUUUAAUAUAUCAUCUCUGUGCUUCAGUUAUAAUCCAUAUUUAGAUUUUUUUUUUUAUGUUUUUCAUAGCGCGCAGGAUUAGUUCUUGAUGGCUUAUGAUCACUCGACUCAUCGUCAGACCUUGGGUUACGCCGAUUUCUCCUCCGGCGCCGGCGCGAUGCGGGGGCUUCAGUCGAGCCAGGAGCCGUACGGCCUGCAACAAGCGACGGCUGCAGGAAUCGACAUCAUGGGGCGAGCCUUCUUCCCCCCGACGGCCGCUGCUGUCGCCGCCGCCAGCUGCUCCGUGUCGCCGCCGCUGAUCAGCGAGAAUAAUCUGUUGUUCCCGUGGCCGGCAGCGCCGCAGAAUCGGAUGCUCCUCCACGUCGAAUCCUCCUCCUCCUCCUCCUCAGCGAGGUUUCUGUUCGAGGCGGCGCCACCACCCCCUAACCACGCCCUAACCAAUUAUCCUCCGCCCCCGCUGCUGAAGAACUCCAAGUUCUUGAUCCCAGCUCGCGAGCUACUGAACGAGUUCUGCAAUCUCAAAACCGCCGGCGCCGGCGGAGCAUCCAAGCCCAUGGCCGGCAAAAGCAAUCCUCACUGGGAGGCAGGAAGGGCGCCCUCUACCUCCUCCAAUCCCAUCAACAAAUCAGCUCUCUACACCUCCACCAUCCACGAGCUUCAAGCGCGGAAGGCCAAACUCAUAGCCAUGCUCCAAGAGGUGGACAGUGGGUACAGGCGGUAUCGCGAGCAAAUGCUCGCUCUGGUGUCGUCGUUCGAGGCGGUGACCGGCGAGGGAUCGGCGGCGGUGUACUCCACCUUGGCGUCCAAGGUGAUGUCGAGGCACUUCCGGUGCCUGCGCGACGGGAUCGCAGAGCAGGUGCAGGCGAUGAGGGAGAAGGACGAUCGCGCGGUCGCGGCAGGGACCACCCGCGGCGAGACGCCGAGGCUGAAGCUGAUCGACCGGUGCCUCCGGCAGCACCCCGGCGUGAUGGAGAGCCACCCCUGGCGGCCGCAGAGGGGACUCCCCGAACGCUCCGUCGCCGUCCUCCGUGCAUGGCUCUUCGAGCACUUCCUCCACCCGUAUCCUAGCGACGUUGAUAAACAUAUAUUAGCUCGUAAAACUGGACUCUCCAGGAGUCAGGUAUCAAAUUGGUUCAUUAACGCUCGGGUACGGCUAUGGAAGCCCAUGGUGGAAGAGAUGUACAUGGAAGAAACAAAGGACGAGGAGUUCAUGCAAACGACUGAACUAGUGGAGAUGGAUGAGGAGCAGAAGCCGGGAGCAGGGCAGCUGCAGCUGCCCGACCCGGACUCGCUCUCCUGGGUCAUAAGUGGCCGCGACGGCGGCAGCAAGGGCUCCCGAAACCCUAGCGAGAGCUUCGGCGUCGUCGACAUCGACUUCGCGUCCUACGGCGGCGGUGGCGGCGGCGUGUCGCUGACGCUCGGCCUGCAGCAGCACGAUGGCGGCGGAGAGCACGCUGACCUCAUGGGAGCUCAUCAGUUGCUGCGAGACUUGGCGGGGUGAUAAUUAAAUCGAUUACAAGUCUAAUAAUGGAGAGAACAGAGUCAUUUGCUGAAGAUUUGAAGUGAUCGGCGAAGGAAACCGAAGGAUUCGUUUUUCCGAACAAAUAUUUUAAUUGAACGGAAAUCGAGGAAGAAAUCGGAGCAAUUAAUUAAGGAUCGUUGACGUUACCGC
This is a messenger RNA of Zingiber officinale, 2329 nucleotides long. Its product is annotated as homeobox protein BEL1 homolog. Gene Ontology annotation, biological process: regulation of transcription by RNA polymerase II. The transcript has 5 exons. Lineage: Eukaryota; Viridiplantae; Streptophyta; Magnoliopsida; Zingiberales; Zingiberaceae. Gene Ontology annotation, molecular function: DNA-binding transcription factor activity, RNA polymerase II-specific; RNA polymerase II cis-regulatory region sequence-specific DNA binding. The record is from RefSeq and is a predicted model, not a curated record. Bases 746 to 2158 code for a protein of 470 amino acids.